Molecule: messenger RNA, 630 nt
Organism: Acanthochromis polyacanthus (spiny chromis)
Lineage: Eukaryota; Metazoa; Chordata; Actinopteri; Pomacentridae
Exons: 3
Coding region: 1-630 (209 amino acids)
Biological process (GO): positive regulation of ERK1 and ERK2 cascade; interleukin-15-mediated signaling pathway; T cell activation
Cellular component (GO): membrane raft; external side of plasma membrane
Molecular function (GO): MHC class II protein binding; protein tyrosine kinase binding
Source: RefSeq, a predicted model, not a curated record
AUGGUAGCUGUGGAGUGGCAGACUGGGGUGGUGGUUCCCAUCUUCAAAAAGGGGGACCAGAGAGUGAUCCCCCAGGAAGAGCUGAAGAGUGUUGCUGGUGUGUGUUGUGUGAAGGAUGCAGUGUUUGUGUACAGCUCCCUGGGAGGUGAAGUCAUCCUUCCCUGCAACAGAGUGAAACAGAACCAGGGCCAGAACCAGAACCAGAGCUCCAGCUGCUCCUCGGUGUCCUGGACCUUCUACAGAGGAGGCCAGGUGAACUUCAUCCAGGAGGUGAAGGGUGGACAGGUGUGGGCGGGGUUAGAGCGGCCCGGCCGGCUGUCUGUCGGGUCCGACUGCUCCCUGGUUCUGCAGCGGCUGCAGGUCUACGACGCCGGGUCAUACAUGUGUCUGCAGCAUGACCAGGUGAUGUCUGACGUCUACCUGUCGCUGCUCAGCCUAAGCUCCACCUCCAGCAUCAGCCAGCUGCAGCCUGGAGGACACCUGAGACUCACCUGUGUCCUCCACACCUACUAUGAUGCAGGAAGCUGCAGGUACAGCAGCAUGUUCAGCCUGAGGUGGAUGGAGGAGGACGGAGGAGAAGACCUACUGGAGAACAACAGGUUAGUUUAUUAUUGUAAAUACUACCAAUAA